Rotaria sp. Silwood2 is the source of this 411-nucleotide messenger RNA. The record is from the annotation of a GenBank genome assembly. NCBI's taxonomy places the organism in Eukaryota, Metazoa, Rotifera, Eurotatoria, Philodinida, Philodinidae.
AUGAUUAUUUUCGACGGAGACUUUGUUUCGUCUAAUUUACAACAAGAAAGUGAAGCAACAGUAAAUGAAGCUUCAUUGGCUAAAAUUGAAGAACUUUCAAUUGUGAAAGCUGGUAUAUUUAACCGCAUUCGAGGUCAAACGUUUAUAGGUCGUGCUUCUAUAGCAAUAGUUAUACAAGAAGGAGGUCCAUGGGAUGAAGAGAAACAUUGGACCUUUUGUCCCCAGAAUACAUGGGCAAUCGGUGCAGUCAACGUGUUGAGUCUCCUUGUGGCAAGUGUGAUGAUACAGCUUUAUGCUUUGGAACUGAUUUGUGGAGAUCGUCAUGGUAGCGCGGUGCAAAGAAUUCGAUCAUAUGACAGAUUAUGGGGUGGAUGGAGUGAAUCAACGUUUUGCUCUGUGUGCCGAUAUUGA